This is a messenger RNA of Colletotrichum spaethianum, 693 nucleotides long. RefSeq names its product DNA mismatch repair protein MutL. Bases 1 to 693 code for a protein of 230 amino acids. The record is from RefSeq and is a predicted model, not a curated record. Gene Ontology annotation, molecular function: ATP hydrolysis activity; ATP binding; ATP-dependent DNA damage sensor activity. The transcript has a single exon. Gene Ontology annotation, biological process: mismatch repair. Gene Ontology annotation, cellular component: MutLalpha complex. Lineage: Eukaryota; Fungi; Ascomycota; Sordariomycetes; Glomerellales; Glomerellaceae.
AUGUCCAUCUCUAAGCUACCUCAAAGUACAUGCCUCCUGCUCAGAUCAACGACUGUCGUCGCUUCCCCUCUGUCGGUUGUAAAGGAGCUCGUAGACAAUGCUAUCGACGCCGACGCCACAAACAUUGAGAUCAGCAUCUCGGCCAACACAGUAGACAAGAUCCAGGUCCGAGACAACGGCCAUGGUAUCAGCCCCGAAGACUACGACGCCGUUGGGCGGAGGUCACAUACCAGCAAGCUUCGGACCUUUGAAGAACUUCAGUGCAAGGGUGGCAAGACACUUGGUUUCCGCGGCGAUGCAUUGGCAAGCAUGAACACUUGCUCGAGGCUUUCCAUUACGACGAGAACAAGCCAGGAAAACGUUGCAACUUUGUUGGUUCUCAAAAAGGAUGUGGGAGGAAUUGCAGACAAGACCCUGGUUUCGGGUCCUGUAGGGACGACAGUCGACGUCUCCGAUUUGUUUGCUGGCGUGCCAGUCCGAAGGCAGCUUACAAUCAAGGAAAGCAAAAAGUCGUACGGACAGAUCAAGGAGCUACUUCACACAUACGCCCUCGUUCGACCACACAUCAGACUCUCGCUCAAGAUUCUCAAAAACAAAAAAAUCUCCUGGUCUUAUGCUCCCAGCAGGGGGGCCAGUGUCAGAGAUGCAGUUCUUCAAGUCUUUGGUUCUGAUCUAGUUUCGCAAUGCGUUUAG